AUGGCUUCUUCAGACUCAAAGGGACUCUUCUUCUUCGCCAACUCUGUUCCUCUUCAAAUUCGAGCUCCUCUUACCCUCGAAGACGAUGAUUCUGAAGCCGGCGUUUCAAGUAAUGGCACACUUUCUCAAUCUGAUUACACCUCCCAAGGAGAACAAGAACAGGAAGAGCAAGAAGAAGAGUUUGUUGAAGUUGAUGAGUGUGUGGAGCUAUCUCCCAUGCACGCCGCACCUUUGCAUGUUACUCCCUUUGCUCAUUUGUCUACUUUUAAUGACGAAGAAGAGGAGGAAGAGGAGGAAGAAGAAGCAAUAAGAGGGGACAUGUUGAGUCUUGCGAGAGUGUCGGGGAACAAUUUUGGUGCGCCCAGAAUUGAGCUUCUGGACUCCGAAGAAGAAAAUUACGAGCCUUCUGUUUUUGUAAACUCGUUACCGGUUAGUCAAUCAUUGCUAGCGAGUGAUUUUGAAUCUUUCACUGGUAGUGACGGCGAGGAACUGUAUUUGGAUGAUGAGCAAGGUCAGGACCAAGUUCUUGGAAUUAGGGUUGCUUGUGAUGAAUACUCGACUUCUAGUGCAACGCAUUCAGAUGUUAUGUCGCAGCAUUCACAAGACGAGCAAUUUGGCUUGGCAAGAGUGGUGUUCGACGAAUUGGGUGGGAGUGAUAAGUUGAUUGAGGCUGACGGUGUUGAGGACUGUCAAGAUUAUAGCAACAGCUUAAUGCAGGAAUGGGAUAUGAGUUUCAAUGAUCUACCAGAACAUAAUUCCCAAGUACAUUGCAUGGCGGGUGAACCUGUGUCUGAAGCUUUUGCGGAAAAUGUUGAGUACAGUACACCAACUCAAACCACGGAAGCUAAUGCAGAUGGAGGUGUUGCUGCUGAUCAAGUGAGUGACUGUGAGAAUCUGGUAAGUAUAACUACAUCUGGGGUAAACUCAAAUGCUGAAUUCCACGAUUCUUCUGCUGGUUUUGAAUCCAAUUAUGGUGCUUUUGAGGGUAACAAAACUCUUACUGUUGAAUCUUCUGAACAUUUUUAUCCUAAACUUCUUCAAGAAUGUUUUCUGGAAAAGGAUUUGUCUAAAUCCAUUUUAGGGGUUAAUCAAGAAGAUGAGCUGUUUUGUGAUUACCGUUCACAUCAAAAUGCGGAAAAACCUGAUGAAGAGGCCACAGUUGAAUUAAACCCCGCAUGUCAAGAAUCAGAAAGUGAAAGUUGUGCUUCAGAUGGACAUGCAGGGUUGAUGUCGGUUGCCCUUGAGCAGUUCAAGGAACAAAUUUCAGCUCUCUCUAUUCUUUUGGGUUCAAAAGGUUCUGGAAAUGAUCCUCAAGAAAUACGAGUCAUCAGGAGUUCACAUGAAACGGUGAACUUACCCAAGGAUGAUGCAAAAGUCCGAUUUAUCUAUGCUGAUGGUGAUGCUGAAUCAGAUGGCAGCUCAAGUACAGUCACCUCCACUGAUGAAUCGAGUGUGAUCUUUCUGGAAGUUCCAGGUAGUCUCAGCUCCUUACCAUAUAGCAAUGCUCGAACCGGUUUCCAGCAGAGCAUAACUGAGAAAGAAAAGGAAAAAAUUCAGAAGACGCAGGCCAUAAGUGUGAAAUUCUUGAGGCUUGUCCAGCGAGUAAAUUUAUCUCUUGAAGAUUCCUUGGUUUCUAAAGUUUUGUAUAGGUUGGUUGCAGAUAUUGAAAGGCGCUUGAAUCAGGAAUUUGUCAUAAGAUCAGCAAAAACAUUAGCGAAGAAGUUUGAAGAAAAUUGUUCGGAUGAUUUAGACUUCUCUUUGAACAUUCUAGUUCUUGGGGAAAGUGGGGUGGGAAAGAGUGCAACCAUAAAUUCUAUUUUUGGUGAAAUGAAGGUUGUGACAAAUGCAUUUGAACCUGCCACAACAUCUGUACAAGAGGUUUGUGGAACUAUAGAUGGAAUCAAGAUCAGAAUCCUUGACACACCUGCUCUGAAGUCCUCUAUGAAGGAGCAAGCUUACAACAGAAAGAUGUUGUCAUGUAUAGAGAGAUAUAUGAAAAAGUUUCCUCCAGAUGUCAUUCUUUAUGUUGAUCGAGCAGAUUUUCAAACCAGAGAUUUAAACGAUUUACCGAUAAUAAGGUCAAUCACAAGUUCUCUCGGUCCCUCAAUAUGGCAACAUGCAAUUCUUGCUCUGACACAUGCUGCCUCUGUUCCUUUGGAUGGAUCAUCAGGAUCCCCUUUGAGCUAUGAAGUAUUUGUUGCUCAAAAAUCCUAUCUUUUUCAACAGUCAAUUACUCAAGCCGUGCGUAAUCUGUGUCAAUUGAGUCCAAGUUUCAUGUGUCCAGUGGCUCUUGUUGAAAACCAUCCAUUAUGUGGAAAGAAUAUGUCAGGGGACUGUGUGCUUCCCAAUGGACUUAGAUGGAGAAGCCAAUUAUUAGCUUUGUGUUUCUCUCUGAAGAUCCUAUCUGAAGUGUCUUCUGUUUCAAGACCUCAAACGCUCUUCGAUCAUUGGAAGCACUUUUUCUUCCAGGACAAUUCCCAGCCUCUGUGCCAUGAAAUUUCUUCGUUGUUGCAGUCUCCUGCUCAUUUAAAAUUUUCUGCCAAUUGGAAUUGA
This is a messenger RNA of Vigna unguiculata (cowpea), 2553 nucleotides long. RefSeq names its product P-loop containing nucleoside triphosphate hydrolases superfamily protein. The record is from RefSeq and is a predicted model, not a curated record. Gene Ontology annotation, cellular component: chloroplast outer membrane. NCBI's taxonomy places the organism in Eukaryota, Viridiplantae, Streptophyta, Magnoliopsida, Fabales, Fabaceae. Gene Ontology annotation, molecular function: GTP binding. Gene Ontology annotation, biological process: protein targeting to chloroplast.